AUGGACACUUCAAACAUCCGCUACGACCCCCAUUCCCUUCCAGGUGCUGACUCCAGCCCCUUCCAGGUGGGCUUAGACAGAGACAUCAACAAGGAGGCAAGCCUCCAGCAGGGCUCCGCCUCCAUCGUCCCAGAGCACGUCAACCAGCGACAAGACUUGGUUAAUAGCUACCUUGACCAUUCUCAUUAUCCUACCGACGAUGAAACCAUCAACACCAGUCUCAUCCACAAGAACACCGGGGCUUUCAUGAUGGAUCCACAUAAAACCUCGUUUGAGCCGACAUCAGGGGAAAUCGAUCUAUCCCUCUAUCUGAACUACGAACCGUCGUCGAAUCCACCUAACCUUGACACACAUCGAUCUUGUGCUGGACAUGACUUACCCACCACUUCUGGCCCCAAACGCCGGAACUCUGGAGGUGGAGAUGAACAGAGCAGAGACAAGAAGUGUCGAUCGGAGAACCACAACAAUAACACGCCUUCCGGAGGAGACGGGGCCGGCGGCGAUGGAAACGGUGGCGGAAGUCCCGAGGAAAACGACAUCUCGAACACUCCCGGAAAUACACCUCCCCCCAAACACUUCGCCUGUCCGUUUUAUAAGCUGGAUCCCGAGAAGCAUAAGAAACGCUGCGCAAACCCCGUCUUAACUAGCUGGAGUCGCGUCUUUCAGCAUAUCAACCGAGUUCAUGUUCCCAAGCUUGAGCAUUGUCCCAAAUGUCGUCUCACUUUCCCUGGAAAUGACGGGGAAAACUUAAAGAAUGCGCACUGCCGUCUUUCCAGUUGCCUGCCCGCCGAUAUCUUGCAAACCGGAUUACUUCUCGCAGAAGAGUACAACAGGCUCAAGAAUAUCCGCGCAAAGUCGGAUGAGGAAAAGUGGAUUAAGGGAUGGUAUAGGCUGUUCCCGCACCUCGAAGCUCCCUGGCCGCUUUUUGAGACGUAUCAUGAGUUCAUCCUCCGCACUGCGCAGCCUAUUUGUCUGACGUUUCUUCAACAAGCCCAGGGUCAAAACGACUUGGAGCCUCUGGCGACCAAGCUCACCGAAGCCUUGGCCCGCACUUUCACUCCCGCACUCCGGGUCGAGAGCUGUGACGCCACCUCAACCCAGGCUACGCAAGCUCUGAACUCGGAUCCAGCUUCGGGCCCAGCCUUGGCGCCUACUAUAUUGGAUGGCAGCCAUGUUUGGCCUCUCGACUCGUCCGGCCAGGCUCCUCUAGAUCUGUCUGGCCCGAUGAUGCCGCCGUCGAUGAUAUCAGACACGCUUCCGCUAAGCCAGCAGCAGCUCUUUGCCCAGCCUCAACAAGUCCCGCCCGACUUAUCUGCUCAAGCCCAACAUCCUCACUCUGGCAUCUCGGCACAAGAACCGUUCGGCCCCGAUGCAUUCCAAUACGUGCAGCAGACACAGACCCAGAGCUUGCCGGGCUCGGAUCUCGCCGACGCUGUUCCCCAGCAAGAUUUCUCCAUUGCCCAGACGCCUUUAGAAAUGCGGGAGAGUUUGCAGGGAAUCGGUGCCAACCUCGCAGACCCGGCCCCAUUCUCGGACAAUUCAUACAUUCAGGACGACUUCUGGGAAUUCGUCACAGCUCUCCAGCCAGACUCAGGCAACUAGGGGCCCGAAAGCCACAGCUGAUGUUUUACGUUUCCCAUGGCAUGAAUUGAUGAAUGCUUAUUGCCAGCAUGGUGUUUGACAUGGG
Molecule: messenger RNA, 1687 nt
Organism: Ilyonectria robusta
Lineage: Eukaryota; Fungi; Ascomycota; Sordariomycetes; Hypocreales; Nectriaceae
Exons: 2
Coding region: 1-1602 (533 amino acids)
Source: RefSeq, a predicted model, not a curated record